AUGUUUUCUAGUAACACUGUGCCUAGUCCUAGGGAGAAUAUUUCUACUGUUACUCUAAGAAGUGGAAAAGUUAUGCAUGAAAUUGAAAAUAAAAAAAUUAGUGGAAAGAAUAAGAUUGAGGCUAGAAAUAAAAGUGAAUUUGAAGUGAUAAGUAAGGAAAAAGAACAGAGUGAAGAUAGGUUAGUGAAAGAGAGAAAAGUAGAUUUAGAAAAGAAUAAGUUUACAAAAGUUCCUUUUCCCCCUUUCCGCACUAACAUAGCAAAGAGGAGGUUGGAGAAGCAACUCUCCAAGUUUAUUUCUAUGUUUAAAAAGUUACGUGUAGACCUCCCAUUCUCUGAAGUUUUAGAAAAGAUGCCUCAAUAUGCCAAGUUCAUGAAGGAGAUACUCUCUAAGAAAAGAAGCUUGAGUGAAGAGAAUGAUAUCGUUGAGCUAACUGAGGAGUGUAGCGCUAUUUUGCAAAGGAAGCUUCCACCCAAACGAAAGGAUCCAGAUAGUUUCACUCUACCUGUUAACUUUGGGGCUUCAAAGGAAGUGAGAGCUUUAUGUGAUUUAGGGGCAAGCGUCAUUUUAAUGCCCCUAUCAAUGUUCGAGCGACUUAAUGUUGGAGAGCUGAAGCCAACAAUGAUGAUGCUUCAACUAGCAGACCGCUCCAUGGUGACUCCUUGGGGAGUUGUUGAAGAUGUGCUAGUGAGAGUAGGAGAGUUUGAGUUUCCGGUGGAUUUUGUGAUAAUUGAUAUGGACGAGGACUCUAAAAUACCAUUGAUUCUGGGAAGACCAUUCCUAGCCACUUCACAAGCGAAAAUAAAUGUGGGAAAAGGAACAAUAUCUUUAAGGGUAGCUGAUGAGAAAAUUACUUUCACCAUAUUUGACCUGAAGCCAAAGCAAAUUGAGAAGAAUGAUGCAUUCUUGGUGGAGAUGAUGGACGAGUGGAGUGAUGAGAAGUUGAAGCAGUUCUUCCUUAAAGAAAAAGCUGGAGCAUCAAAUAAGAAGAAAAAGAAGAACAUGCAGAGCGACCAAAUUGAGAAAGUCUACUCAAUGAGCAUGGUUGUCAACUCAGAGCAGAAGUAG
Molecule: messenger RNA, 1068 nt
Organism: Lotus japonicus
Lineage: Eukaryota; Viridiplantae; Streptophyta; Magnoliopsida; Fabales; Fabaceae
Exons: 1
Coding region: 1-1068 (355 amino acids)
Source: RefSeq, a predicted model, not a curated record